Molecule: messenger RNA, 1210 nt
Organism: Puccinia graminis f. sp. tritici CRL 75-36-700-3
Lineage: Eukaryota; Fungi; Basidiomycota; Pucciniomycetes; Pucciniales; Pucciniaceae
Exons: 3
Coding region: 119-985 (288 amino acids)
Biological process (GO): regulation of transcription by RNA polymerase II
Cellular component (GO): nucleus
Molecular function (GO): RNA polymerase II transcription regulatory region sequence-specific DNA binding; DNA-binding transcription factor activity, RNA polymerase II-specific
Source: RefSeq, a predicted model, not a curated record
CAACAACCUAUAAAAAUUUUUCAGACCCCAGUGCUAUGUACUGCUAGCCUGCACUUGCCCAGCUUUUCGAACGAUCCGUAUUCCAUCUGCAUACAAACUCUCGAAUCCGUUUAGCAAGAUGAUAACCCUUUGUCGCUACGAAUGUGAAGCCUGUCAUCAACACUUCGGCCAAGACCCGUCAAUAUACGAGCGCCACCUCCUCGAAUCCGGGUCGCAUCACUACUGCAAGCCAUGUCAAAGGGAGUUUGGAUCAGCAAAGGCCUUGCAAGCUCAUCUUGAUCAAUCCCAAAAACACAUGUGCUGCAGAUGGUGUCAAUCCGAUGUUGAUAACAUCCGCUCCCACAACCAGAAAUAUCAUACGCAAUGCCCCAGAUGUAAGGUGUGGUGCGCAAACAUGGAGGGGCUCAAGGAACAUUGUCUCCAAACUCACUCCGAUGUCUACUGUGCCCCGUGUCAAACGCUGUUCACCCAAACCAAUAACUUGAUCAUGCAUCUCCGAUCAUCGCUUCAUCAACCGAAAACCGUCCGAUGUCCGCACGCAUCGUGCGGGAAGGACUUUGUGAGCACCUCGGCGCUUAUCGGCCACUUCGAAGCGGGCACCUGUCCAUCGGGCGUCGAGCUGGAAGACGUCGACGAGUACUUUGGCCAUCAUUGCGACCCACAACAAUGGUUCGUGCGGAAGGAGUUAAUCUUCCCACAACGGGUCUGGCAGAUCCCCUCCGAUCAUCCCGGUCCGUUCCAAUGUCCACUCUGCAAGAAACAGUUCGACCAUCCCGGACAGAUCGAUUACCAUCUCAAGUCCCCCAAACAUAAGAACUACGGCCGUAAACCGUACAUCUGUCCCUCCAAACGCUGCGAUCAUGCCACGUUCUACUCCCUCAGUAGCUUGUUGCUGCAUCGUGAGACCCGUACUUGCGAGAUGGGCUACAGACACGAACUCCCCAAACUCCUGCAACGUUUGUUCAACAUCGUCGCACAGCUCUAGCAGCUCUCAUCCUACUCCCGUUCGAUCCAUAAAGGUAGUCUACUUUUAACCGACUGCUAUCUCUUUUCGAACCGGAAGACAUCCACUAAAUGUAGGCUCACAUUCCGAAUUCUUUUCUUGAUCGUCAAAAACAAAACAAACCAAAAAAUGUGUGUCUAAAUAUCUAUCAUGUAUGCCAUAAUUAUCUGCUUGCCACAUUGGUCCAUUGAUCAAACCCAGAAUUUC